Molecule: messenger RNA, 2032 nt
Organism: Perca flavescens (yellow perch)
Lineage: Eukaryota; Metazoa; Chordata; Actinopteri; Perciformes; Percidae
Gene: slc6a20
Product: solute carrier family 6 member 20
Exons: 11
Coding region: 68-1870 (600 amino acids)
Biological process (GO): sodium ion transmembrane transport; glycine transport; L-proline import across plasma membrane
Cellular component (GO): plasma membrane; apical plasma membrane
Molecular function (GO): proline:sodium symporter activity; L-proline transmembrane transporter activity
Source: RefSeq, a predicted model, not a curated record
CUCUGUUUGAGGCUCGGCUGCGGAUCGGAUCGGAGCACGAGCCUGGAGACGUUGACCGGACGCUGACAUGGAGAAAGAAGCCAGACCGAGCUGGGACAACCCCUUACAGUUCGUCCUGGCGUGUGUGUCCUAUGCAGUGGGACUGGGGAACGUGUGGCGGUUUCCAUACCUGUGUCAAAUGCACGGCGGAGGGGGAUUCUUGAUUCCAUAUUUCAUCAUGCUAAUACUGGAGGGAAUCCCCUUAUUCUACUUGGAGCUUGCCGUUGGUCAGAAGAUGAGGCUUGGCAGCAUCGGGGCGUGGACUGCCAUCAGCCCUUAUCUGGGAGGAGUCGGUCUUGCUAGUGUCGUGACAUCUCUGUAUCUGUGUCUCUAUUACAACGUCAUCAAUGCCUGGAGUUUCUGGUACCUCUUUCAUUCAUUUCAAUCAGUGCUGCCCUGGGCAGACUGCCCCAUCAACUCCAACAGGACAGGAUUCUUAGAGGAGUGUGAAACGGCUACAUCGACCCAGUACUUCUUCUACAGGCAAACACUGGACAUCUCUUCUUCUAUUGAAGAGAACGGAGGCAUUCAUACAGGCCAGGCACUGUGCCUCCUGCUCGCCUGGGGGAUCACCUACAUGUUCAUUGUCCGAGGAGUAAAGUCAACUGGAAAGGUGGUGUACUUCACAUCCACAUUUCCAUACGUAGUGCUCUUCAUCUACCUGAUCCGGGGCGUCACUCUUCAUGGUGCCAUCAAUGGUGUCAUAUACAUGUUCACACCCAAGAUGGAACAGCUUGCCAACCCCACUACCUGGAUCAAUGCAGCCACUCAGAUCUUUUUCUCUCUGGGUUUGGGUUUCGGGACGCUCAUAGCUUUUGCCAGCUACAACCAGUACAACAACAACUUUGAGCGCCAGGCCAUCGUUGUUUCCCUCAUCAACAGUGGAACCUCCAUCUUUGCCAGCAUCGUCACCUUUGCUAUCUAUGGGUUCAAGGCCACUGUCAACUACGAGAACUGCCUGGAGAGGACACGCUUACUACUGCUGAACACCUUUAGUCUAGCAGAGGACAGUAUCACCGUGGACAGUCUCUCCAACUGGAUUGACAGGCUGAACACAACGUACCCAGAGCAGUUUGCUGAACUCACCAACAAACUGGAAGACUGUAACCUGGAAACAGAACUAGACACUGCGGUGGAGGGGACGGGUCUGGCCUUCAUCGUGUACAGCGAGGCCAUAAAGAACAUGCCACUGUCCCAGCUGUGGUCAGUGCUCUACUUCUUCAUGCUCCUGCUGUUGGGAAUGGGCAGCAUGCUGGGGAAUGUCACGGCAAUUAUCACCCCGCUGCGAGACUUCAAGCUGGUGUCCAACAUGAGCAACGAGCUGCUCAACGGCUUAGUGUGUGUGUUUUGUCUGCUGCUCGGCCUGGGCUUCACCACCACCUCAGGGAAUUACUGGUUCACCAUGUUCAACGACUACGGCGCCAAUUUCUCCCUGCUGUUCAUCGUCCUCAUCGAGGUCAUAUCUGUCAGUUACAUCUACGGAAUCAAAAGGUUUGAAAAAGACAUAGAAGACAUGCUGGGUUAUCGUCCCAACUGGUACUGGAAGAUCACAUGGGUCUUGAUCAGUCCUCUUCUCCUCAUCACCCUCUUCAUCGUCUACAUAGUCAACUACAUCCAGGGAGGGACACCCACCUACCAGGCAUGGAACAAAGAGCUGGGUAGGUCAGUGGUGACGGAGUAUCCUGUCUUUGCUCAAGUGUUCAUCGGGCUGCUGCUGGUGUCGUCGGUCAGCUGUGUUCCCCUCACAGCUCUGUAUGUCUACUGCAGGCAGAGGAAAGAUGGAGGGCUUCACAGGAGCCAGCCAACCACCAGCACACUUUCUACUCAGUGACCAGACGGCCAUGCAGCUUCCUGCCUACAGACCUCCACUUCUCUGUCAGCAGCUGAACACAGCAACACCGCAUCAGUAAUUUGUGUCUGGUAAUUACUAGGGGUGGGGGAAAAAAUCGAUACAGCAUAGUAUUGCGAUAUUUUUCGUGGAAAUACUGUAUCG